Molecule: messenger RNA, 630 nt
Organism: Histoplasma capsulatum G186AR
Lineage: Eukaryota; Fungi; Ascomycota; Eurotiomycetes; Onygenales; Ajellomycetaceae
Exons: 1
Coding region: 1-630 (209 amino acids)
Source: RefSeq, a predicted model, not a curated record
AUGGUCACUGGCACCCGAUCGCAUUUUGGUCAAGAAAACUCACGGAAGCGGAAAGACGCUAUCAGACAUAUGAUCUGUAAAUAUUAUGGAUUCUAUCGAACGGAAGAUCGCAAGAUAAAUGAUGCCAAACUAUACCUCGAUGCUCGUGUUAAACAGAAGUGGUUAAACUUCGUAGCUGCGUAUGAGAAGUGUGACGUAGCAACGCCGUUAACCUUUGAUGAUAUGCUAUCGCAUCUGGAAAUGCAGAUAAAUGACCCGGAGAACCGACGUCGAAUGGCAAGCCAACGGUUUCAGGAUGCUUAUCAAAAGGAAUGGCAGUCAAUACGCGAGUUCUCCAAAUAUCUUGAGGAUUGGGAGUAUUACUUACCUGCGUAUACUGAGGAACAAAGAAUGGAUAACUUGCGAAGCAAGGUACUGCCUGAAAUACGCAAGGAACUUCUUCAAUACCCCCAAUAUCCCCAAGAUUAUGAUGAGCUUCUACGGCGGAUGCAAACGAUUGAGGAGAAUAUGCCAGAACGACGGCGGGCGAUCCGCAAAGGGAAACCUGUAAGAUUUACAGGCAAUCGAUAUAAUCCUAAUAAACCCAACAACCGUCAGAAUGAGAGGUGGCUACAGGGUGAUAGGAUGUAG